This is a messenger RNA of Bactrocera oleae (olive fruit fly), 1630 nucleotides long. The record is from RefSeq and is a predicted model, not a curated record. NCBI's taxonomy places the organism in Eukaryota, Metazoa, Arthropoda, Insecta, Diptera, Tephritidae.
GCAACAACAACAGCGGCAACAGCAACAACAGACAGUGCAACGCAGCAGCAACGGCAGCAACAUCUUUGCCCGCAACCUUGAAUGUUGUGCGCUCCAACACGCCACCAUUGCCGCCAUUGCCAACUUCCUUUGUAGCGAUCAAGUGCGGCCGCAACAACGAACCCACCACCACCACCAACAGUCACACUGGUCUUCAUAAAUUCAAUCACACAGACAGACCCGCACCCCUGCCACACCCACUUACACUUGAAUCGCCUAACAACACAAUGACCACCACCAGCACACUGGGCUAUUUAGCACAUCACGGCCAUCAUUCCACUAUUCUGCCAAACGCCACAUCGGUAUCCGCCGCAGCCGCAUUGUCGCCAACCAUCUGCUCAACGUCGUUAUCCACUUUUCAACCGGUGGCACCGCAUCACUUCAAUUCGCUGGACUAUCGUGAACGCAACCAAACGCACUAUAAGCAUGGACAGGGUGGCCAGGGCGGCCAUCAGCCGCACUACCGCGAACCCACGAAUGCACAACGCACCAAUACAUUGGAUCGACGCAGCGCCGGCGCGGCCACAUCGAAUGCAACCGGUUGUAUGGGUGAUUACAAUCAAAUUAGUCCGCACUACUUGCAGACCUUCGACAGUCUCGAUCCCUAUGGUGUGGCCAAUUUACAUUUGUAUCGCAGUCAAUCUAAGUCGCAGAUUUAUGGGCGUGGCAGCACUGCAAGCGGUAGCGGCAGCGGCAGUAAUGAUGGUUCCACACAGGAUGCUGUGCUCUAUCAUAGCAAUAGCACAUUAAAUCAAUACCAACAACAGCAGCAACAGCACAGCGAACAGCAUUAUCAAAGUGGCAAUGGUCCGCAGUGUUCGCAGAAUCAGCCGCAGCAUCAUCAUCAUAGUUUGAAGCAUAGCAAAAGUGGCGGCAGCAGCAAAACGCAUAAGAGUAAGACUAGCGCACACCAGCAGCAACAACAUUUGACACAACAACAACAAUUAAAACCGACCAAAUCGCGCAGCAGUCGCUCGCUGCAACAACAGCAGCAACCACAAUCGUCAGCCACCGAAAAGUCUGGCAAAAUGAAUCGUAGCGGCGGUAAGGAGCGCAAACACAACAACAACUGCAAUGCCAGCAGUAAUACAACGCAAAUAAAUAAUAUCAGCAAAGCCAAUUCGAUGACCAGUCAAUAUUCGAGCUCCAGCGAGAGCAUGCAAUGCGAUAAUAAUUACUAUUAAAUCAUUGCCACUGCAUAUACAUAUGUAUGUCUGUCAAACCAGCUAUGUCCCCAAAGCGUGCACAAGCACUUAUUAACUAAUGUACGCACAUGUGUACAUACUUUUAUGUAUAUGUAUAUUUGAGCUGUGUUGCAUAACGCGCCAUUUGUGUGGAAUACGUCACCGGUGAAUCAUUGAAUUGAAGUACAUCCAAUCAUAUUUACGUUGCACAUACAUACACACACACUCACACAUGUAUACCUGCACAUACUUAACAACACUGGCACGCAAACGUGACAUCCAUCCGGUGCAACAUUGAACUUUCUUUUUAAAGCACAAUCCAGUCUCACAUAAAACAACAACAACCACAAAAGCCACAUUCGAUGGCGAACUGCUUUGGCAACAAGAAGCGACGGAAUUUAUAGAAC